This is a messenger RNA of Panicum virgatum (switchgrass), 944 nucleotides long. Its product is annotated as PLAT domain-containing protein 3-like. Gene Ontology annotation, molecular function: protein binding. The record is from RefSeq and is a predicted model, not a curated record. Bases 95 to 658 code for a protein of 187 amino acids. The transcript is spliced from 2 exons. NCBI's taxonomy places the organism in Eukaryota, Viridiplantae, Streptophyta, Magnoliopsida, Poales, Poaceae.
UGAUGAUCUUGAUCCGCAUCCACUCCCCCGUCUCCCGUUCCCCGCAGCUCAGUCAGUCACCCAGUCGCCCCAUACCUUGAUCGGAUUCGCCUCCAUGGCCAAGCUCGCCGUCCUCCUCCUCCUUGCCGUGGCGGCCUCCGCCACCACGCUGGCGCGCCCCCUCGAGACCCCGACUCGGAUCAAGCUGAUCCGAGGCGCGGACGCCGGCGGCGUGUCCGGCGACAGCAUGGAGUGCGUGUACACGGUGUUCAUCAGGACGGGGUCGAUCUGGAAGGCGGGGACGGAAUCGAACAUCACGCUGGAGCUGGCGGCGGCGGACGGCAACGGCGUGGGGAUCUCGGACCUGCCCUCCUGGGGCGGGCUCAUGGGGCCGGGCCACUCCUACUUCGAGCGCGGCAACCUGGACAUCUUCAGCGGCCGCGGGCCCUGCAUGGCCAAGACGCCGUGCUGGAUGCGGGUGGCCUCCGACGGCACGGGGCCGCACCACGGCUGGUACUGCAACUACGUCGAGGUCACCGUCACGGGCCCGCACAAGGGGUGCGCGCAGCAGCUGUUCACCGUCGAGCAGUGGCUCGCCACUGACGCCCCGCCGUACAAGCUCGAGGCCGUCGUCGACACCUGCCCCGCCGCCGCCGCCGCAGGCGCCGCCGUCGCGUGAGCCCGUCCGACCGGCCGAGGAGGGAGCGUUCGGUGACGCGUCGUAAUAAGCUGCGUGGGGCCGUGUCACCUCGUGAUUAACUGCGCCACGACACGAGGUGCUUUGCUGGGGUCGUGCAGCGAGUCGAAUAAUCGGGAGCCGUCUCGCGAGGGACGGAUCGAUGUGUAGUGAUGACUAGUGAGUAGGCUUGAUGGUUUUGUUGAUACCUUUUGUGGUAAAGCGGAUCUUGAUCCGUGUUUUGAUCUUUGAGGAAUGGUGAUCCGCGUUUUCGUGCGUGUUUCCUGCA